Messenger RNA from Candida albicans SC5314, 1008 nucleotides. It is a transcript of the gene CKA1, whose product is annotated as casein kinase 2 catalytic subunit. Gene Ontology annotation, biological process: protein phosphorylation; regulation of transcription by RNA polymerase I; DNA damage response. The coding region runs from base 1 to 1008 and encodes 335 amino acids. Gene Ontology annotation, cellular component: nucleus; cytosol; protein kinase CK2 complex. The transcript has a single exon. Gene Ontology annotation, molecular function: ATP binding; protein serine/threonine kinase activity. NCBI's taxonomy places the organism in Eukaryota, Fungi, Ascomycota, Pichiomycetes, Serinales, Debaryomycetaceae. The record is from RefSeq and is a predicted model, not a curated record.
AUGUCCUCGCACCGCCAUAAUACAGUGCAAUCAGUCUCAAGGGUAUAUGCCGAUGUCCUUUCCACCAAACCACAGUCCUACUGGGACUAUGAUGACCUUAACAUAAAAUGGAACCCGCAAGAAAAUUACGAGAUACUUAGAAAAUUGGGACGAGGCAAGUACUCCGAAGUCUUUUUGGGAAUAGACUUGGAAAAGAGAGAAAAGGUGGUUAUCAAAGUAUUGAAGCCAGUUAAACGGAAGAAAAUCAAAAGAGAAAUUUCCAUUUUGAAGAACUUGGUAGAUGGCCCUAAUAUUAUUGCGAUGUUGGAUGUGGUUAGAGAGCCGCAACUGAAAACACCAGGGCUUAUCUUUGAACAUAUUAAUAACAUCGACUUUAGGUCUUUGUACCCUACUUUUACUGACUACGAUAUAAGGUUUUACAUGUACGAAUUGUUGAAGGCAUUGGAUUAUUCACACUCAAUGGGAAUUAUGCAUAGAGACGUAAAACCACACAAUGUAAUGAUAGAUCACGAUAAAAAGUUGUUGAGAUUGAUUGAUUGGGGGUUGGCUGAGUACUAUCAUCCGGGAACAGAGUACAAUGUUCGUGUUGCUUCGCGCUAUUUUAAAGGCCCAGAGUUGCUAGUUGACUACAGAUUAUAUGAUUACUCCUUGGACAUGUGGUCGUUUGGGUGUAUGUUGGCGUCAAUGGUAUUUAUGAAGGAACCGUUCUUCCACGGCAAAUCAAAUACAGACCAAUUGGUACAGAUAGUUCGUGUUUUGGGCUCAAAAAAUUUCAAGAAAUACCUCGAAAAGUACAACAUAUCGUUGGGAGAGGAAUACGAAGAUAUAGGAUACUAUAAUAAAAGGCAAUGGGUAAGAUUCAUGAAUGAAAAUAACAAGGAUUUGGUUUCGCAAGAGUUCUUAGAUCUUAUUGACAGAUUGUUGAGAUACGACCACCAGGAGAGAUUGACAGCCAAAGAGGCCAUGAAGCAUGCGUAUUUCGACCCAAUUAGAGUAGCUGUUAGUUAG